AUGGUAGGCAUAGACAAGAAGAGGGAGAUAUGUCGGUUCAACGAGAGCUUCGAUAGAGCCCUUGUGUCCAUCCCUCGCCGCUCCAUUCUCAUCUUCAUCUGGGGGGCACAACAAUCGUUCCACUCGUUCCGUAUAGCUCCUGAAACGAUCCCUUAG
Exserohilum turcica Et28A is the source of this 156-nucleotide messenger RNA. RefSeq lists its product as uncharacterized. The record is from RefSeq and is a predicted model, not a curated record. The transcript has 2 exons. The coding region runs from base 1 to 156 and encodes 51 amino acids. Lineage: Eukaryota; Fungi; Ascomycota; Dothideomycetes; Pleosporales; Pleosporaceae.